AUGAAGGACACUGAGAGAGGGUUAUGCUUUCGAACUCCUCUCCCUGUUUGUCGUUCGCAAGACGAAUCAUCAUACUGUCCUGAAGCGAAACGCAUGAAGUUAUGUUCUAAUCCUAGUCCAUCUCGUGUUUCAAGUGUUUACAGUCGAAUUUUCGAACGAAAGACUCGUCCAAUUAGUGGUCAAGAUAAAAGUAAAGACAAUCAAUCUUCAUGGAAUGGAUCUUCCUUUAGAAAUCUGUUAUCAUUUCCCAGUCUGAAAGCGUUAAGUCGCCCUGGUGACAUUUGCCAAUAUUUACUCCAAAGUUUCUUACCAACUAAUCCUAUUCAACCUUUGAAGAUGAAACACUCGUCUGUUUUUAGUUCUACUCCUUUUAAUGGACACUCAAAAUCAUUCUUAAAGAAAAAUCAAUUUCCUACUGAAAGACAACUGUAUCAACGACUUUUGGACAAAGCAUCAUUUCAGCGAACUCUGUUUAACAAACCGUCUAAUAAUUUGGUUGGUACAAUUACUAUUAAUUUAGACGGAGAGGUCAGGGGUCGUUCUUCAUUACGACAAUGUAAUCUCUCCCCGAUUCUUCCAAACCACAGGAGUCAAUCAACAGUACCAGCUAGCUCAAAUGACCAUACUCUUGCUGUAGCAUCUCCAGAUACCAGUGAUUCAGAAGUUCGUGCAUGGCUAGAAAGUUGUGGAGAAUCUCCUUAUCUAUCAGACAGUUGGCUUAAUAAUUUAACUUCAAGUUAUCGUGCAAAAAAGAAGGAACGUGAACGAAACUAUGAGUUAGCGAAAGCAAAUAUACAAUUUUGGGAAAAGCAGCGUACUUUGGCUGAAAAAGAGCGUAUCACUAAUCUUGAACAAAGACUUGCUUGUUUAUUGAAAACACCACCUGUCCUCAAUGAUCCAUAUUUAGUACCCCAACCAAUCCCUAUCGAACUACCCUAUAAACCUGUUAAGGUCAAAGAACCUAAAGUACCAAGUCUCCCAGUUUUAUCUGCAUCUCAAUUAGCUCAGGUUGAAGCAACUCUUCGAACUGGCUCUCUAGAUGAAGUACUGGUUGAUAAAUUUAAAUUAGGUGUUACACGACGUGAAUUAGUCACAUUGACCGGUUCAAAUUGGUUAUGUGAUAUGGUGAUCAACUUUUACUUACAGUUACUGCAACAUCGAAGUCAGCAUCAAACAAAUCUACCUCGUGUUGCUGUUCUGUCAACAUUUUUCUACGCAAAGCUAACAGCACCAACAGGUGGAGGUUAUGCAGGUGUACGACGUUGGACUCGACAAUUAAAAUUGUUUGAUCAUGAUAUUGUACUUAUCCCAAUUCAUGAUAGAGGGAUGCAUUGGUGUUUAGCGUCUGUUGAUUUACGUGCCAAAAGUAUAACAUACUACGAUUCAAUGGGUUGUGGAAACAUGAAGUGUCUAGAACAGUUGAUGGAUUAUUUGAAAAGUGAAUCAGUAGACAAAAGGAAUAUUGAACUUCCAGAUCCAGAUUCAUGGAAAUUUGUCAAUACAGAGGAUACUGUACCUCAACAGUACAAUGGAUCUGAUUGUGGUGUAUUUUUGUGCACAUUUGGUGAAUUUAUUUCACGUGAUGUCCCAUUCACAUUUAGUCAGGAUGAUAUGCCAGGAAUACGUAAACGAAUGAUCUAUGAAAUAUUGACACAGCAACUUUUAA
Messenger RNA from Heterobilharzia americana, 1666 nucleotides. The record is from the annotation of a GenBank genome assembly. Lineage: Eukaryota; Metazoa; Platyhelminthes; Trematoda; Strigeidida; Schistosomatidae.